This is a messenger RNA of Acanthisitta chloris (rifleman), 581 nucleotides long. It is a transcript of the gene MPZL3, whose product is annotated as myelin protein zero-like 3. Lineage: Eukaryota; Metazoa; Chordata; Aves; Passeriformes; Acanthisittidae. The transcript has 5 exons. The record is from RefSeq and is a predicted model, not a curated record. Gene Ontology annotation, cellular component: membrane. The annotation marks the transcript as partial.
UGAAAGCUUUCAUUGGUGAGCAAGUGCUGCUGAAAUGCUCAUUCAAAUCCAGUGCCCCCAUCACUGACAACCUGGUGGUGUUCUGGACAUACCAACCUGCUGCUGGUGGCCAGAUGGAGACAGUUUUCCAUUAUCAGUCUGUUCCAUAUCCAACAACUGUGGGAAAGUUCAAAGACAGGAUAAUGUGGCUUGGGAAUGUUGCCAAUGGUGAUGCUUCCAUUGCUAUCCAAAGUCCAGAGAUAAGUGACAAUGGGACAUUCAUCUGCAGCGUGAAGAAUCCUCCAGAUGUGUACCACAACAUUCCCCAGACAGUGCUGGUGGUCACAGAGAGGGGCCUCUCCUUCCAGCUGACCUCAGCAGCACUGCUGUCCAUCCUGGUGUUUCUCCCUUCCAUCACGGUGGUCAUUCUGCUGCUGGUGAGGCUGGGGAGGAAAUUCAGAGUGGUAAAGGAGAAAGGAAAACCUGGCUACAAGAAAUCCUCCAUUGAAGUACCUGAGCACGCAGGGACAGUUGGCUGCCAGGGGAAGCUCAGAGAGUGGUGCCUGAACUGUGUGGACACGGAUGAGGAGGAUCCAUACUGA